GAUAUGGUUUCGCACCAACAGAUCCUGGCGGUCUGUAAGGAUGCGUGUCCUCACCCCCUGUCAUCGUGUACACCCUACUCAGAAUAAGAUUCUUUAUUUGCAAAAUGUGUUUUUUAUGUGUGGUUGUAUGCCGUGGUUUACAUCUGUCUCCCCGAUGGAACCCUAUUAAAAAAUUGCGAGUAACUCCCAACACGUAACUAGUACCGCUAUCCAUAAUUGCACCUCUAAGUAGAGCACAAACGAACCACCUGAAAGUUUAUCUUUCUCACCUGCCUCGCCGCCCUUUGGUCGUUACAAAGGGAACUGGCACGACGUCCGAGGUACUUUCUAGAACAGCAAGAGAGCCAUUCGCAAUGAAGCGCGUUUCUGUUCUUCUCCACAACCGCCCCAUUCAUCAUUUCGCACUCCUUCCAUUCUACGUGCAGGACUUUUCCUCCCCUCACCCGGUGGUCGGUGCGCAGGUUCAUGGCAACUAUCUCCACACUACAACAACGUCAGAUGGAGCAAGUACAACGACCCGGAACAAACGUCGGCGCGCCCGAAGCACCAGAAGUGUUGCGGUCUCGAGAAGUAGCGAAGAGGAUGACACGUCGAAAGCAGGGCGAGGAUCUGUUGUGAGGACGCAGGAGCUGCAACGUCGAGGUCGUGACGACGAUCUUCGCGAAUCUGAAGAUGGUACAGAAUUCGUGGGUAAGAACACCAUCAAAACCGAUGCUGACAGGAAUAAUAAGCGGAAAGCAGGUCCCUUUUCGCUUUUGGCGAGGUCUCGAGCGGCACGAGAAAAUGCAGAUUACAGCCGACGCCGAGAGGACGGCAGCACAGACGCGAAGGCGCACGCUUUUUUGGAGAGAAGAAGGAAAAUAUUAAAGGCGCGAGUUGUCCAUGGCCACGAGGAAAAUAAAGGCAGUGGAAGCAAAAUCCUUAUGGACUUCGGCGACGAAAAAGACGUUUUUGUGUUAGCGGGUCAGCAGCCUCCGAUUUCAUCUCUUCCCUCGGACAUAAAGAUUCUGUCGAAGGAGCCAGUGGGGCCGACCUACUGGACCACGCGGGAAGGAGGUGAGCAUCAGCCGGGUCAUCUUCCAGACGAAUCGGAAGCAGCAAUACACAGGAACAAGGGCGGUUUGAGAAAAAGUUCGGGGAGCGAGGGGUGGCCCGCUACAACCAACCGGCGUGCUGACGGGGAUGAGACAAGACUCCAACAGGAUGAGGACCGGACGGAUUUCGGCGAAGCAAAUAAAGCAGGGACCAUAUUGACUGAGCAACAGGAUGCUGUAGUUGGAGAUGGUCGUCGUGAGAGGAGGGCAUCAAGCGCAACGAUACCGCGAGAAAACACGACGACCAGCUCAGGUGGAGCUGUGCCAGUCAACGCAAGCACUUAUAGUACUCCCAGCACCCACCUCACUGCUGUGCCGUCAACAACAGGAAAAAACUUAGUGGCGUCUAGUGCCGCAGCAGCUUCACCGGAAGAUGAUGAUAAUGUUAUGAACGGGGAGCAAGAUGAAAAAGAUUACAGUGGCGGAAAUCAUUCCCACGGAGUUGAAAUUGAAAAAGGAGAAGUUCUAGAAGCAUCAGAUGCUCCGAAGAAUGACAUAAUUUGGCCAUCCCAGCGCGUGAAUGAGAUAAGGUGGACCAGUGAAAAUAAAAGAGUUCAAGAACGCCAUGGUACGGAGGCGGGUGAGAAAGAAAAUCAAAGACGCAAUGGCAAGGACACGUGGCUAAAACACCGACUCGGACAAUUACGUCGGGGAGGUGAAAGUACGGGCGCAAAGGGCAACAGCAGCAACACGCCGGACGAUGCUUCCAUGAGCCUGCGGAUUCAAACGGGCGGCGAAAGCAGUGGCAGUAGUGAGAACGGUGGUUCUUGGGGCGAGAUGAGCGAGGAGAAGAAACAGAAGUGGAUUCUGAUCAUUGGCGUCACUGUGACUGUCUUUGCGAUUCUCUUGGUCGUGGGUUUCUGGUGGCUGUGGUGCCGCCUGGAUGAUGAAGCGAACGAUGAAAGCGGAGAAGAGGCUACUCUCGAGCACGGUGGUCGAGGAGAGCGUGGUGCUGGAAGAGAUUUAUUGGAUAUAGUCAACGACCGUCGCGAGCAGGGCGGAGAACAACUUCCUGCGGAGGUUCAUCACCACGGUGAGGUUCAUCACCUACGCUCUAGUUUCGACUACGGAGUGGACCCGGCCGCACACAGCGACGUGGCGAACCACCCCCAUGGUCUUGAUCCAGCAGGCCAGGCCGACGGCCUUGGAGGAGAGAACCAUGACGAGCAGGCGAAGAAAGCCGUCCAGCUUGAGGCGCAAGCGGACUACGUGGGGUCCCACGAGGACUACACCGUGUCGCACGCCGACGGGAAUAAAGAGACCCUGGCCGAAGCAGGAGCGGACGAUCCUGUUGUGGCGGUGAAAAAGAGCAGCAGGAAAAAAAGUAGGACGAGGAAGGAAAAAAAGAACAAGCCUACUUUAUUUCCAGGAAAAGUGGCCCAGCACCACCAAGAUUGGCAAACAUGUCUAGAUGCAGAGUUCCAGAAUUUAUUACAAGGUUUUGUUUUGCACGGAAGAAAUACGAGCUUGCCCGACCGAGAUUUUAGCUGUGUAAAGCAUUUUUGUAUGACAGGUGCCACUGCGACUGUUGCUGUGGCUUUUGUUUAUAUUUUUGCUAUCCUGUAUCGAAAAUUUGUGACGCUGAUACGCGUUUCUAUUGGGAAGCUUGCUUUGAAAAUGCCUCGAAAAUCUGGUGGAGUGGGGGCGCUUUUCAAUAUGAUACACUUCCACGGCCGUCGCUGCCUCCGACGAGGACACCUACGACACCGAUGCAUUAUGCAUACUGUAAAUAUUACGUCGAGAAGGUCUGAAUGAAAUAUGAGUUAUGCCAACGUCUACAACUGAAGAUGUAGAUGUUCUUUCAAGAUGAAGUCUGUCUUGGAGGCGCGAUUAUAUCACACAAAUGCAUGUUGAGCAGAAGCGGAUCGAGUAUGAAUGCCGUACUGUAGCUGCUUGUCACGCGGCGCAAAGCAAUCCGUAAGUUUUUAGUUGGUUAGGAUGGAUGUCGGUGAUUUUGACUGUCGUGUGAUUUUAUCGACUGCAUCAACAGAGAUUGAUAAAAAGCAAUUAAAAGAAAGGAAAAAUUAUAUCGCGCACAAGUACUUUAUUUCCAGACCCGAUUGACAUGAUAUUUGCGGUUGAUACGACUUCAGCGACUACAACUCGUCGGAUACCGGUGGGCAAAAACGUAGGGCAAAAAAGUUGAGAAAGAAAAUAAAGAGCGCCGUCGGUCCCGGUUCGGCGCUGCAACGAGAGGGCUCCGGAAGACUUGGCAGUUUUCUGCCCCAUGCGCUCGCGCACACGAGUGGUAGGAGGAGUGCCGCCGCGCGUGCAAGUGAGAUGGUCUCUGCCCUGCAGAAGAGGGCGUCAUUCGCUGGGUAUCACAGUAAAAAUCAUCACGAGCAUAGCAUAGUUUGUAAAUGCAAAAACGAAUAUCACGCACUUCUACUACUAGUUCUACUUUUAUUUGAAAAGUGUUCCUAGCAAGAGCCUGUCAUGCACCACGAGCCCCGACCAUGCCGUGCCGGCGGCCAUCGUGGCCAGGCAGGAGACAGAGAUUGUUUCGUUAAUAUUCGUUUUUGCAUAAAGGAUACAGAAUUUUUUAUGCUAUGCUCUCUUCUUUUUGCUCCUGGAUAGUGGGAAGAGAUCGAAAUCCUUCCUGAGGGACGCCUCCCCGGCGAGCGCAGCACAGGGGCCCGCAAGUACUGCUGCAGAUAGUAUGAUCAUCAAAAGUGCGGGCGGCGAAAGCGGACAGAGGACAAGCAAGAAAUUGCGGAUGGGAAGUGAAAUCCUCUAUCCGGCAGACGAAGCGGCCGACCAAGUGCAACAACAAGUUCCGGCUUCCGAGAAUAGCAUGUCUUCGGUGAUACGUGGUAUCCUGAGUAAAAACGUACCCACACCAGAGUCAAGCUGGGGAUUUUGCAACACAAACCUAGGAGUUUUGUGAGUCACGCAUGACAAGUUCGUCUCUGUAUUGUAGUGCAGUUUAGCAAGCACAGCCGCAACACAAAUCCAGCUACUCAUCCUGUCGACAGCAUUACAAAGCGCAAAACGCGAUUGGAAAUGCCUCUCAUGUGGAUGCGCAUUACAAGUCUUCCUGUAGCUGCAAAUCUGCAUGACAACUCUGGGGUGGGUACAUUUUUGCUCAGGAUACGUGGUCCACCUUCGUUACUGCUGCAGGCCGCGAGGGUAUCGCAAGAAAAAAGUGUUACAGUUACACAUUGCGUUGCAGGCCAAGCAAGACAGACAAGCUCUGUCAUGCCGGAUAUGCAUAGAGGCCUCGUUUGAUAGGUGUUUUCCCGUAGGAUUUCUGCAUUACAAGUUUUCUCUCUCAUGCAGAGAAAUUUGUGUUGCUGAAUUCACUACAAAUGUGUAACUGUAACACUUUUUUCGUGGGAUAGAGGGAGCAGCACCAAGAGAAUGUACGGAAGAGCCAACAGCUGGGUCUCCCGAGUUCCGUGCAAGUGGUAGACGAGCAGCAGCAGCCCGCUUCACUGGUCCGGCUCCCCUCGAGGAUAAAUUUUUCAUUCACCGAUGAAACGGCGUGAAGGUGCGAGGAUUGGAGCCGUCAUAGAUACGAAGUUUUUCUUCUCUCGAUUUUUUUUACAUCGCUGUAAUGGCAACACUAUUAUUUUUUUCAUUUCUUUUUCGUAUACUACAUGAUUUUUUUUUUCAGCGCUACAUUCGUUCCUAUGUUUUCGCUUUGUGUUUGGAUAGCAUGAUCAUCCAAUCGGAACAAUCGUUUUGCGAGGACCACACAUAAUUCCGCCGAACAAAAUAUCAAAGGCACCAGUUUUAUUUUUAUCUGUGAAGCACCCUCGGCAUUAUGGUUGUGCCUUACUUGAUGAUCUCGAGACGACGAUACGACUACUUCGUUGCGCGACAUCAUCCAC
This is a messenger RNA of Amoebophrya sp. A120, 4927 nucleotides long. The record is from the annotation of a GenBank genome assembly. NCBI's taxonomy places the organism in Eukaryota, Dinophyceae, Syndiniales, Amoebophryaceae.